UCAAUUACUGUGAACAUUCGUUGCUUUAUAUCAAUGUUGAUUACUAUCGUAGUUCAUCAAAAAGCAUCAGCAGAAUAUAAGUGCUCCUGUGUAAUAUGUCUGCUAAAAUAUCAACCACUCGUAAAUAUAGCUACAAGGCACCACGAACGCACAUCUGUUUGUAACUUCUUCACUUGUAUAAGCAAGACAGGAUUAAAUAUCGAUU
Molecule: messenger RNA, 205 nt
Organism: Schistosoma intercalatum
Lineage: Eukaryota; Metazoa; Platyhelminthes; Trematoda; Strigeidida; Schistosomatidae
Source: the annotation of a GenBank genome assembly